AUUAACUUAAUCGCGACACGUCAAAUGUCACCGGCUUCUGGCUCUUGACACACAAGACACGUCCCUAAAAUUUUCGAAGCCGAUUUUUUGCCGAAACUCGCCUUAAAUCACUUUCGGCAUUGAAUUUCCCGCGUCAGAGUUCUCUGCACGAAUUCAGAAUGACGGCGGUGGAGCAACCAUGUUACACCCUCAUAAACAUGCCCUCGGACUCUGAGGCCCCAAAUGAAAUGCAGCUCCGGGCUGAUUUGGAAAAGGGCGACAUCAAAAUUAAGAUUGAGGCCCUGAAAAAGAGCAUCCAACUCAUCCUGGCUGGCGAACGUCUUCCUGGCUUGUUGAUGACUGUGAUCAGGUUUGUGCUGCCCCUGCAGGACCACAUGAUCAAGAAGCUGCUGCUCGUCUUCUGGGAGAUUGUGCCCAAGACCACCCCCGACGGAAAACUCAUGCAGGAGAUGAUUUUGGUGUGUGACGCAUACAGAAAAGAUUUGCAGCACCCCAACGAGUUCAUCAGAGGAUCAACGUUGAGAUUUUUAUGCAAACUAAAAGAACCUGAGUUGCUGGAGCCUCUCAUGCCUGCUAUCAGAGCUUGUUUGGAGCAUAGGCACUCGUAUGUGAGGAGGAAUUCCGUUUUAGCAAUUUUUACGAUAUACAGGAAUUUUGAGUUUCUGAUUCCGGACGCCCCAGAGUUGAUUUCUAACUUCCUGGAAGGAGAGCAGGACAUGUCAUGCAAGCGUAACGCAUUCCUCAUGCUUUUGCAUGCUGACCAAGAAAGGGCCCUCUCCUAUCUUGCUGCCUGUCUCGAUCAGGUUGCCUCUUUUGGGGACAUUUUGCAACUCGUCAUUGUCGAGUUGAUCUACAAGGUCUGCCACGCAAAUCCGAGUGAAAGGUCUCGCUUCAUCAGGUGCAUUUACUCGCUACUCAACUCGCAGAGUGCUGCGGUGCGCUAUGAAGCAGCAGGAACUUUGGUCACCCUCUCGAGCGCUCCGACGGCCAUCAAAGCAGCUGCUUCUUGUUACAUUGAGUUGAUAGUGAAGGAGAGUGACAAUAAUGUGAAGCUCAUUGUACUUGACCGUCUGAUUGCCCUCAAGGAGCACCUAUCUCAUGAGAGAGUUUUACAAGAGCUGGUGAUGGAUAUUGUCCGUGUCCUUGCAAGCCCCGAUCUGGAAGUGAGGCGCAAGACUCUGGCUUUGGCUCUUGAGUUAGUCUCCUCCCGCAAUAUCGAAGAGCUUGUUUUAGUUCUGCGCAAGGAAGUGGCCAAAACGCACAAUACCAUCGAACAUGAUGACACUGGCAAGUACCGUCAGUUGUUGGUUCGCACUCUUCACGCUUGCUGCGUCAAGUUUCCGGAUGUGGCGGCCACUGUUGUGCCAGUCUUAGUCGAGUUUCUCUCCGACAGUAACGAGCUUGCUGCAACUGAUGUGCUUGUAUUCUUAAGAGAGGCUAUCCAACGUUUUGAGAACUUGCGGCCUCUGAUCAUUGAGCACCUGCUUGACGCCUUCCCAUCCAUCAAGUCGGCAAAAGUCAGCAGGGCUGCCCUUUGGAUUCUCGGCGAAUAUGCCAGCACCGAAGAUGACAUUCAGGCUGUCAUGAGCCAACUUCGACAAGCACUUGGAGAGAUCCCACUUGUUGAAGAUGAGAUCAAGAAAGCUUCAGGAGAAAAGACCGAAGAGGAAGCCACAUCUUCAGUGACUGUGCAAAAAUUAGUCACCUCUGACGGCACAUACGCAUCGCAGUCUGCUUUUAACACAACCAGUGCUGCUAAAAGUGGAGAAGUUCGACCCCCGAUGAGGCAAAUGCUGAUGGACGGAGAAUUCUUUGUCGGUGCUGCUCUUGGCACAACUUUAACUAAACUGGCUUUGCGCUUUUCGUUGCUGGUCAGUGAUGCCAAGAAGCGUAAUCGCCUUUGUGCUGAGGCAAUGCUUGUUUUGGCCUCCGUGAUUCAUCUAGGCCGUUCCGGCCUGCCGACGAAGAACAAGUCUGCGGAUUUUGCAAUUACAAAUGAUGACGCCGACCGUCUUUGGCUUUGUUUGCGGGUGCUCUCGAACAACGAUCGUCCUGCACAAAUUGCCACGGUCUUUGAAAGGGAAUGCCGUCGUGCUUUGGCCACCAUGCUGGCCGCCCAAGCUGAUGAAGAAGCAACUGCCCAGCGAGCUAAGGAAAAGCCAGGCGCCAUUGUGCAGCCAGAUGAGCCUGUCUUGUUUGCCCAGCUGGCUCCAAAGGGUGACCUUGGAGGUCAAGAAAACGUUUUUGACGCCAGUCUUAGCCAGGCAAUGGGUCUGGCCAGGAGUCAAGAUGCAUCAAUUGCUGCCUCUUCUAAACUCAACAAGGUCACACAACUGACUGGUCUUUCUGAUCCAGUUUACGCUGAGGCUCUGGUGCAUGUCAACCAGUACGAUAUUGUUUUGGACGUGCUGGUCGUCAACCAGACUGAUGACACUCUGCAAAACUGCACUCUAGAGCUUGCCACCUUGGGCGAUUUAAAACUUGUGGAAAAGCCUCAGCCGAUUGUUUUGGCCCCGAGGGACUUUUGCAACAUCAAGGCCAAUGUCAAAGUGGCCUCAACAGAGAAUGGAAUCAUUUUUGGAAAUAUUGUGUAUGAUGUGAGUGGCUCCACUUCUGACAGAAAUGUUGUUGUAUUAAAUGACAUUCACAUCGACAUCAUGGACUACAUUGUGCCAGCCAGUUGCACAGACACAGAAUUCAGGCAAAUGUGGGCAGAGUUUGAAUGGGAAAACAAAGUUUCCGUUGUCACCAGUGUUUCCGAUCUGCACCAGUAUUUGCAGCUGCUGCUGAAGAGCACAAACAUGAAGUGUCUGACUCCCGAGAAGGCCCUCUCCGGCGAGUGCGGCUUUAUGGCAGCUAACCUGUAUGCUCGUUCCAUCUUUGGCGAAGACGCCCUGGCAAACCUGAGCAUUGAAAAGCCCUUUGGCAAGCCAGACGCAUCUGUUGUUGGACACAUCCGCAUCAGAGCCAAGAGCCAGGGAAUGGCGCUCAGUCUUGGCGACAAAAUCAACAACACGCAAAAGGCACCAAACCGAGCACCAGCUAAUGCUUAAAUUUUGUUCUGCAUUUUUACUACUCGUAGAGAAUUAUUGCAUUGUCACUUUUGAUUUGAUAGUGUUAAUAAAUUUAAGAAAAUUAAUCUGAUGUUAAAUACCUGUUGCAUAUCGUUUUUCACCGUAAC
Molecule: messenger RNA, 3181 nt
Organism: Neocloeon triangulifer
Lineage: Eukaryota; Metazoa; Arthropoda; Insecta; Ephemeroptera; Baetidae
Gene: betaCOP
Product: coatomer subunit beta
Exons: 14
Coding region: 159-3053 (964 amino acids)
Biological process (GO): endoplasmic reticulum to Golgi vesicle-mediated transport; intra-Golgi vesicle-mediated transport; intracellular protein transport
Cellular component (GO): COPI vesicle coat; cytoplasm
Molecular function (GO): structural molecule activity
Source: RefSeq, a predicted model, not a curated record